This is a messenger RNA of Phodopus roborovskii (desert hamster), 731 nucleotides long. RefSeq names its product dermatopontin (gene Dpt). The transcript has 4 exons. Gene Ontology annotation, molecular function: extracellular matrix structural constituent. NCBI's taxonomy places the organism in Eukaryota, Metazoa, Chordata, Mammalia, Rodentia, Cricetidae. Gene Ontology annotation, cellular component: extracellular matrix. The record is from RefSeq and is a predicted model, not a curated record. Bases 40 to 645 code for a protein of 201 amino acids. Gene Ontology annotation, biological process: collagen fibril organization.
AAACUUAGGGUGACAUUUUUUUGCCAAAAGCCAGGCAGUAUGGACCUCACUCUUCUGUGGGUGCUUCUGCCACUGGUAACCACAGCCUGGGGCCAGUACGGGGACUACGGAUACCCGUACCAGCAGUACCACGACUACAGUGAUGAUGGCUGGGUGAAUCUGAACCGGCAAGGCUUCAGCUACCAAUGUCCCCACGGGCAAGUGGUGGUAGCCGUGAGGAGCAUCUUUAGCAAGAAGGAAGGCUCUGACAGACAAUGGAACUAUGCCUGCAUGCCCACGCCCCAAAGCCUCGGGGAGCCCACGGAGUGCUGGUGGGAGGAGAUCAACAGGGCUGGCAUGGAAUGGUACCAGACUUGCUCCAACAAUGGACUAGUGGCCGGAUUCCAGAGCCGCUACUUUGAGUCAGUGCUGGAUCGGGAAUGGCAAUUUUACUGCUGUCGAUACAGCAAGAGAUGUCCAUAUUCCUGCUGGCUGACAACUGAAUAUCCAGGCCACUAUGGGGAAGAAAUGGACAUGAUUUCCUAUAACUAUGACUACUACAUCCGAGGAGCCACGACCACUUUCUCUGCAGUGGAAAGGGAUCGCCAAUGGAAGUUCAUAAUGUGCCGGAUGACGGAUUAUGACUGCGAGUUUGCAAAUGUUUAGAUUUGCCACCUACAGAAGUUUGGGUGAAGGGCAAGGGGCCAGGCGUCCUGAGGGUUUCAUACCAUAUAGACUAAUAUUACUUAGAA